This is a messenger RNA of Oikopleura dioica, 1122 nucleotides long. The record is from the annotation of a GenBank genome assembly. Lineage: Eukaryota; Metazoa; Chordata; Appendicularia; Copelata; Oikopleuridae.
AUGAAUAAACAAAAAGUAAAACAGUUGUUCAAAGCUAUUCAAAAUCAUGAUGAUACUCGACUUCAAGGUUUUAUUGACGAAUUUGGACCAGAGGUACUUCUUACGGUUCACAAAACAUCAACCCUUUUCCCCAUCCACAUGGCUGCGCAAGAAAACAACCUUUACUGCCUUGAAUUGCUUCUGAAAAACUCCAUUACUCUCAAUUCAACUGAUACCGAUGGCAAACACGCGUUCCACUACGCCGCUUCAUGUGGCCAUCUUCCCUUUCUUGAAAGGCUCUUCUCUUCCUGUCCAAAUCAAAUUGACGCUCUCAAGAAAUCUGACUGGACGCCGUUGAUGAUGGCCUGCACGAAGCCAGGAAAUCUGGAAGUCGUUAGAUUUUUGGUUGAUAAUGGAGCGAGGAUGGAUUUGGUCAAUAAAGAUGGCUGGAAUGCUGUUUUUCUCGCUGGACGAACCGGCGACCUGGAAAUCUUCAAAUUUUUAGUUGAAAAAUUCCCAAAAGGACUCGAGCAAAUAUCCAAAAACGGUCGUUACACAAUCAACACAAUCCUGCAGCACGGGCACGUAGAUCUCUUGUCAUUCCUUCUUUCUUUGCGAGAAAAAGCAACUCUUGAAUCAAUUCAACGCGCCUCGGCCAUUCUCGACGCAGCAAUUUGCCCCAACACUCAAAUAUUCUCGAUUUUAUCUAGGCACAUUCCCGCGGGGAACGAGGAUUGGUCAAGAAUAAACAAAGCGGGAUUUACGCCACUGCACCUCGCCGCCCAGAAAGGAAAUUCGCAAAACGCUCAGUACUUGCUUGAACUUGGCGCGGAUAUCAAUAUGGUUCUCGCUCGACGAAUUGCUCUUAUUCCCCGACGACGAUUUGGAACUGGUCCCGGUACCUUCACCAAUCAGGGCAUCAAGAACUACGCCACCCUCGAGCGACAGGACGGAGCUUUGAACGUCUUCAAGGAAUGGACCGAGACCUUCCGAGCCCUCCCACGAUGGCUCCGACGAUUCAACGAAUCCUGGUGGAAGUGGGUCCCCGCUUGCUACGUCAUGUUCUACUGGACAGAAUGGGCGCACAAGUUCAACCACCACGCCAAGCGAAAGAACCCCGAAGAGUUCGCCAACGACGAGUAA